ACACCAAUCAUUUCAGUUUGAUUGUAUUAAUCUUUGCUUCAAGGAAUGCUAUGGUUUGAAAAAGAAAACACCAAUCUGCAAUCACCCAUAAAAAUUAAAUUGUUAUUAUCUUGACAAGUUUAUCCUAGGACAUCAGGUGCAGGGUAAAUGCUCUGCGCUUAACUAUAUUUGAGCUACGAACCCCUUAUCCAUUAAUAGUAUAUAUUCUUAGACAUUAUAUAAGCGUGUAUUUGUAAUCAUCCAUGUACAUUUAUCUUUCUUGUAUGUUCUAUUGCUAAUUACUAGUUUCAAUAUUGAAUUUCCAGAUGGGGAUCCCAUGAAACUUAGACAAUCUUUUGGUCCAUCCAAUGAGUUCAUCAAAUCCCUCCACCAAAACAAAAAACCUGAUAUGCUCAUCCACAGAAAGAAAGCAUUGCUAAAUGAAGCCCAACUUCUAGCCUCUUGUGCCUUCGAAAAUGGCACCGAAUGGGGGGAAGAGGUUGGUUUCAUGUAUGGGUCUGUGCUGGAAGAUUACUUGACAGGGUUUCGCUUGCAUUGCAAAGGUUGGAUUUCAGUGUAUUUUAAUCCACCAAGGCCACAGUUCUUGGGCAGUGGCACCACCAAUUUGGAUGACUUUUUAGUCCAAGGGACUAGAUGGACCUCUGGGUUGGUUGAUGUUGCUAUCUCCAAGUUUUGUCCUCUUAUAUAUGGCCCUUUGAAAACGUACACUUUCGUUCAAAGCAUGUGUUAUGCAGAACUUGCUCUUUUCCCCAUUUUCUAUUUCUUGCCGUUGUGGUGCUUUGCUACCAUACCUCAGCUCUGCCUACUCAAUGGUAUUCCUUUGUACCCAGAGGUCUCAAAUUCAUACUUCAUCGUAUUUUCGUUCGUAUUCCUAUCGUCGAUUUUGAAACAUUUAUACGAGGUUCUCUCAACGGGAUUUACAUUUCAACAUUGGAUAAAUGAGCAAAGGAUAUGGAUGAUGAAGUCAGUUACAUCUCACUUAUAUGGUAGUGUGGAUGCCUUCAUGAAGAAAAUUGGUAUGAGAGAAGCCAGUUUCUUCCCAACCAACAAAGUUGACGAUGUUGAGCAACUCAAGCGUUACAAUAUGGGGGUGUUUGAUUUCCAAACAUCAAUAUUAUUUCUUGCUCCAAUGGCUGCUUUGGUGAUCUUGAACAUGGCUUCCUUUGCUGUUGGGAUUUCUAAAGUCAUAUUUUUAGGGGAGUUGGACAAAUUUUUCAUACAAGUAUUCAUACCCUUUUAUGUCAUUUUGAUGAACUACCCUAUCAUUGAAGGGAUGCUGAUAAGGAAAGACAGGGGUCGCAUUCCACCAUCAGUCACAUUACUCUCUGCCGUAGUUUCCUUGAUUUUCUAUUUUUUGGGUUCUAUUAUUUUCAUGUAGCAAGGCCAAUAGGGCCAUGGCCGGUGUCCAUGAUAUUUCCAUUUUUCUGAGUUAAUAA
Prunus avium (sweet cherry) is the source of this 1436-nucleotide messenger RNA. The record is from RefSeq and is a predicted model, not a curated record. NCBI's taxonomy places the organism in Eukaryota, Viridiplantae, Streptophyta, Magnoliopsida, Rosales, Rosaceae.